Molecule: messenger RNA, 4182 nt
Organism: Linum trigynum
Lineage: Eukaryota; Viridiplantae; Streptophyta; Magnoliopsida; Malpighiales; Linaceae
Source: the annotation of a GenBank genome assembly
GAUCGUGAAAUGAGCCAACGAGACCAAUAUGCAGGUGGUCAGCCUCUCCCCGUCCAAAUCGUCUACUUCUUCACAUCGGGGAACAGCGGCGGCGACGACAGGUCCGAAGGUGAAAAAAACAAGUCGAGCAAGAGCGGAGCCAAACGUAGUUCGCCAAUAAAAUUGAAUCCCUGCAAACCCUUGCAGAUUUGGUAUCGGGUCAAAGAAAAGAAUCCAAAUCCAACUCGCGCUUAGCAUCGCUGACCCUUCAGGAUAUUCAGGCUUGGACAAGCACGACGAAUCUCCAGACCAAGCCGCUGUCAAUUGUGGAGGAGGCUGCCCCUAUGGACGAAACCACCAUUACAUUGGCGGCGGAAAUCACUACGGAACAACCUCCGUUAGCAUGAUUUGGUGAGAUCUUUCCUUUACCCUCUUCUUUUGUUCUUUUAUUUCUCUUUUAUUAUGUAUGUCUCCAAUAAUGUUAAAAUUCUCUCGUGGAAUAUGGGUAGAGCAGGGAGCAAAGCGUUUGCCCGAUCCCCCGCUACUCACAAUCCUAACUCAUAGACCUGAUUUCCUUGUUUUGCUCGAGUCGCAGAUUAGCAGAAAUACGGAAGAUGCGAUUUGUGACAUGCUAGGUUACCCGAUUAUAAUUCGAGUGGAGGCUGAUGGUAGGAUGGGGGGCAUCUGGGUCUUCUGAGAUGUCAGUGUUUUGUCAGCCCAAAUUAUCUCCGCAUGUAACCAGCAUCUUUCUCUACGCAUUUCUCAAGUUAAUUCCAGUCCUUGGAUUCUCACAACGGUCUACGCCGCUCCCAGGCAAAGCGAGCAAAGGGAACUAUGGGAAAGGCUCAUUUUUCAGAGUCGAGAGAUAAAUAACCGUGGAUCGUGACAGGAGACUUCAAUGUUAUCCGUUCCUCGGAGGAGAAGUCAGGGGCCGCCUCGGCGUCUACCAUUUGUCGUUGCCAUCGUUUUAACGAGCAUAUUAACGAGGCUGAGCUAAUUGAUCUCAGCUUCGCUGGCCCGUGCUUCACCUGGACUAGAGGCUCACAACAUGGCACCUGCAAAGCUAGCUGUAUCGACAAGAGUCUCUGCAAUCUCGAGUGGAAUUCUGCCUUCCCCAAUACCGUUGUUCUUCACCUUCCUCGCCUCAACUCUGAUCACAAUCCGAUUCUUACCACAAUUGCUACUCAGGGGCAUUUGACAUCUCUCUGUCUCUCCCUCUCUCUCGCCCUUUUAGGUUUGAAGCUGCGUGGUUUACACAUACUAAUUUCUUGGAUUUUGUAACAGGACAAUGGAGGCAAGACAAAGUGCUUCCUGAUGCCCUUCACGAGCUGGCCACCAAUCUUCAGGACUGGAACACUGACGUGUUUGGGAAUUUUCAGCAACACAAACGACGUCUUUUGGGGCGGCUUUGCGGGGUGGAAUCAAGGCUGACCAUCAUGUUCACCUCUGGCCUAGCCAAGCUUCACUCUAAGCUAGAGGCGGAGCUAGACAAGGUGUUGGAGCAAGAGGAGAUCCUUUGGUUUCAAUGGGCUAGGGAGAAGUGGGUCGAAUUUGGGGAGUGGAAUACUGCCUAUUUCCAUCAACAGACCAACAUCAAGAGACGACGCAACAAGAUUAAGACUUUAUAGGAUUCCAAUGGAGAAUGGGUAGAUGAUCCAACUUUAUUGGCUGCUUUAGUCUUUGAGUUUAUUGCUUUCUACCAGCAAUUGUGGCAAACUGUGGGGAGAAGUCUGACUGAUAUGGUUUUCUUGUUCUUCUUCACCGGUUCUCUACCAGAAGCUGUCCUAGAAUCUACUUUAGUUCUUAACCCGAAAGUGGAAACACCUGAGACGGUGACGCAGCUUCGCCCUAUCUCUCUAAACAAAGUCAGUCUGAAGGCGAUCACUAAGGAUAUGACCAACCGGCUGAAACCGGUCAUGAGGAAGCUGAUAUCUUCAUGUCAAAGUAGUUUCAUUCCUGGGAGACAGACGACUGAUAAUAUUAUCGCAGUUCAGGAGAUUCUGCACUCUUUCAGGAAGAAGAAGGGGAAGAAAGGAGGGAUGAUCUUCAAAAUUGACCUUGAGAAGGCAUAUGACAGUCUUAGGUGGGAUUUUCUUCGAGACACGUUGAAGGAGGUUGGGCUGCCAAGCUCCUGGAUCAACUUUAUUAUGUUCUGUGAGGACAGAAUGCCCAUGCACGCCUUUCCUCGUUUAAGCCAGACCGAGAUGCAAUGCCUCUCCGACCGUUCACGAUUCAGGACAUUCAUAAAGUCAUAUUUUAUAUGAAGCCCUACCAAGCUCCCGGACCCGACGGCUAUCAAGCAGCUUUCUACCAGCAAUUGUGGCAAACUGUGGGGAGAAGUCCGACUGAUAUGGUUUUCUUGCUCUUCUUCACUGGUUCUCUGCUAGAAGCUGUCCUAGAAUCUACUUUAGUUCUUAACCCGAAAGUGGAAACACCCGAGACGGUGACGCAGCUUCGGCCUAUCUCUCUAAACAAAGUCAGUCUGAAGGCGAUCACUAAGGAUAUGACCAACCGGCUGAAACCUGUCAUGAGGAAGCUGAUAUCUUCAUGUCAAAGUAGUUUCAUUCCUGGGAGACAGACGACUGAUAAUAUUAUCGCAGUUCAGGAGAUUCUGCACUCUUUCAGGUAGAAGAAGGGGAAGAAAGGAGGGAUGAUCUUCAAAAUUGACCUUGAGAAGGCCUAUGACAGUCUUAGGUGGGAUUUUCUUCGAGAUACGUUGAAGGAGGUUGGGCUGCCAAGCUCCUGGAUCAACUUUAUUAUGUCUGUGUGGAACACAACCGCAUGCGAGUUCUUUGGAAUGGGUCCCUUUCUCCAGUUAUCACCCCAACCCGCAGUGUUCGCUAGGGAGAUCCCUUCUCCCCUUACCUUUUUGUCUUGGCGCAGGUUGUGGGAUUGAUAGAGCGGUCCUGAAUAAGCGGUGGAAGCCUUUGAAACUUAUUCAGAAUGGACCUCCUCGCACGCAUCUCUUUUUUGUAGAUGAUCUUCUGCUCUUUGCGGAGGCUGAAUCGAGGAAGAUCAGGAUCAUCAAUGCUUGUCUGGAUGAAUUUUGCUUUAGCUCGGGCCAAAGGAUCAACUACAACAAGUCUAUGGUGCAUAUCUCUCUGAACAUCCCCAGAUCCAAGGCAGUGGCCUUGAGCCAAAAAGCGGAUAUUCCUCUCAAAGUAGAGUUAGGGAAGUAUCUUGGCAUCGAGUCCAUUCACGGGCGGGUCACGAGGGCGAGAUAUCAAGGACUGGUGCUGCGUAUUCAUAAAAAUUGGCACCUUGGAAAAGUAGAAUGCUAUCGCUGGCUGGCCGUCUCACAGUAGCCAGUUCGGUAACUUCCUCUAUUCCUGUCUAUCAUAUGAAUACUGAGUUGAUUCCGAGUGUAGUUUGCAAAGGCAUAUACAAGAUCAAUAGAGAUUUCAUCUGGGGGGAUGAAGAGAAUCAACCCAAGAUGCAUUUGGUGGCUUGGAAGAAGAUGACUUUCCCGAAGAGUCAGGGAGGAGCAGGACUUGGAUCUCUCAGACAGGCGAAUUUAGAAAUGCUAGCGAAGAAUGGAUGGCGGCUCAUAAAAGACAAAGAUGGCCUGUGGUCCAGAGUCAUGCGUGCGAAGUACGGUAGACAGAGGGACAGCUUGGACAUCCUCAGACCAAUUCAGGGAAGUUCCUUUACCUGGAAGAGCUUUGCUAAAGCGUCGACCUUCUCGGGAAGGGUUGUGCUUGGAACAAUGCAGUCAAAAGAAAGAUUCUACCUAGAAUUGAAAAAGGGAUAAGAUCGUAAAGUGUAGAAUUAAAGCGUAAAAGCGUAAGUUUUUUACGCAUACUGUAAAAGAACUAAAAAUAUGUUAAGUACGACAUAUACUAUGAAAAAUAUGAGUGCACAAACCUAAAUCGUAUCAAGAGCAAAUUAUAGCAAAUUAUAGCCUCUUAAUAAAUACUUGAAUCUCAUGUCUAAAGUAGAGCAAAUUAUAGCCUCUUAAUAAUAAGUUCAUAAACCUAAAUCGUAUCAAGAAGCCACCUUCCCCUCCAUGCUAAUGAAUUUGAGAAGAGCCUAGACGGUGAAUUAGAUUACUUUAUUGAAGUUCAGAAUGCAUCAAAGUAUAUGGUAUGUAUCUUUUAAUCUUAAACUUAUCAUAUUGUCAGUGAUUUAUUUUUAAAAUAUACUUUUUAUAAUUAAUUUCAUGAAAAGAAUACCCAUUCAGUGAAGUAAAAGCGUAAAAAUGUA